UUCCUGUUACAUUCAUCGGUCGGGAAACUGUCAACAAUGUCGCACCACAAUCAAGGCCAGAUUCAGAGCCACCAAAGACCAAUCCAACAGGACUGGGCAAACCGAGAGUACAUAGAGGUCAUCACUGGCAGCAUUAAGAAGAUUUCUGACUUUCUGAACUCCUUUGAUACAUCCUGUAGAUCAAGACUUGCGACUCUGAAUGAGAAACUGACACAUUUGGAAAGAAGAGUGGAAUACAUUGAGGCCAGGGUCACAAAAGGAGAAACUCUUACAUAAUUUGGCAAGCAGGAUUUUUGUACAAUAGGAAUGCAUGAAUGAAUGAGUGAUUGGAAUCUGAACACAAGGAGUGGAUCAAGAGUGGUGUAUAGAGGCAUCAUGACAGGGUCUCUCUGACACUAAAUAACACCCUCUUCAUAUUUAAGGAAGAGAAUUUAAUGUUAAUUCAUUUUGAAUAUCUUGUCUUUAGUGAACGUAGUGUUAGCCAUAUAGUGCAUCUGACUGUUACAUGUGAUGCAAUACUCUGUAUCCGAGGUUUUAAAAUAUAAGAUGUAUUUACCUUAUGUAACAUUUUAAUUUAGAUUGAAAUUGAUUCAUAAUAAAACCAUUGGGUAAAAAUAUUUCUAAUAUAUAAGAGCAAUGAUGAAGUGUUAGUUUUUGUGAAAGAUAACCAAAGAAAUAAAUUACUCAAGUAAGCAAUAUGUGAAACCCAAGAAAUUGAUAUUUUGAAAUGUACCAUGUAGAUCAUUUAGUGUAAAAAUGCUUUAUUAUGUGGGAUGUAUAUUUACUGAAUGCACAACCAUGUUUAUUCAAAAUUAUUUAUUCUUAAUAUGUACAUUACAUAUGGAAAUAAUAAAAUAGUAAAACAUUAAAAUUCAA
Molecule: messenger RNA, 876 nt
Organism: Saccostrea cuccullata (small rock oyster)
Lineage: Eukaryota; Metazoa; Mollusca; Bivalvia; Ostreida; Ostreidae
Product: protein BRICK1-like
Exons: 3
Coding region: 37-276 (79 amino acids)
Biological process (GO): regulation of actin polymerization or depolymerization; cell motility; actin filament organization
Cellular component (GO): SCAR complex
Molecular function (GO): protein-containing complex binding
Source: RefSeq, a predicted model, not a curated record